Molecule: messenger RNA, 558 nt
Organism: Myodes glareolus (Bank vole)
Lineage: Eukaryota; Metazoa; Chordata; Mammalia; Rodentia; Cricetidae
Product: protein VCF1-like
Source: RefSeq, a predicted model, not a curated record
AUGGGGUAUACACCUCAGAAGGCUCUACAGCCAUUUCACCUGGGUCAGAUGGCAAAACUUGCUCUGAUGGCCCAGCACGAUGGCUGCCACUGGUGCAUUUCACAACAUUCCAUUAGCAUGAAGGGUCGUGAAGUCACUGAUGCAAAGACAUUUGCUGCACCACCAUUCCUGCUGAAAAGGGUAAGAGAUGACAAUGAGGCAGACAACCACGAUGACCCUCAUUCAAAGAGGAAUAAGAAGGACCAGGCCUUCCAGGACCCUCGCGCUAAAGAGACGUCAAGCAGUGAUAAUGAAAGAAACCACAGCAGCAUCAAUAACCCAGUACGAGGAAGUGUACCAGAAAGCAGCUUAAACCAGAACAUUGCUGAAUGUUACUCCAAUAUCCCCGAGUUCUCACACAAGGACUAUGCACUGUGCCAAGGCCAAGGUGCUUACUCCAUCGUUAACCAGAUCUUGAAGGAAGCCCAUUUCUACAGCCUACAGAAGAGAGGACAAUCACAGUGUGAUGACCUUGGUGCUUCUCCUCCAUUCUUUAUAAAAAACAAUGACAUUGACUGA